This is a messenger RNA of Humulus lupulus (European hop), 1097 nucleotides long. RefSeq names its product partner of Y14 and mago. The record is from RefSeq and is a predicted model, not a curated record. Gene Ontology annotation, biological process: exon-exon junction complex disassembly. The transcript is spliced from 4 exons. NCBI's taxonomy places the organism in Eukaryota, Viridiplantae, Streptophyta, Magnoliopsida, Rosales, Cannabaceae. Gene Ontology annotation, molecular function: RNA binding. Gene Ontology annotation, cellular component: exon-exon junction complex; cytoplasm. Bases 136 to 879 code for a protein of 247 amino acids.
UAAAUUAAGACCGAAAAUGAAAGAUUGGAAGGUUUUUUUCUUCUUCACUGCAAAUUUCGACAUUGGAGAAUGGAGAAGCUGUAGAAGUAGUACAAACUCACGCAGUAGUACCAUCACCACCUCGAUUCUUCAAACAUGGCAGCCACUAACAAUGGCGGAGGAGGAGAAGACCAGGAAUUGAAUAGAUUGACUGAGCUCAGUAAAACCCUAAAGCAAGGAGAGAGACUUCUCGCGCCAACUCGGAGACCCGAUGGUACUCUUCGCAAACCCAUUCGGAUUAGGGCUGGCUAUGUCCCUCAAGAUGAAGUUGCCAUUUACCAAUCCAAAGGCUCUUUGUUGAAAAAGGAGAUGUCAUCACAUGACGGGCCUCCUGGUUAUGAUCCGCCAGCGGCUGCAGUCACGGCCACGGCCACAGCCACAGCCACGGAUACGAAGCCGAAGACUAAGUCUGUAAAGAGGAACGAGAGAAAGAAGGAGAAGCGGAUACAGGCUGCUCUUGAAAAAGAGAAGAGCUCGGAGCAAAAUGAAGUUGAGGAAACUAAUAAGGAAGAAUCAGUACCUCUUAAAAAUAUUGGUCGUGGUUUGGAAUCUGCCAAGUCAUUGACAUCUCAAAUGAAUGAGCUAGCUGUUUCCACAAAUACCUCCGAAGUUACUCCUCACUUGGACUCAAUAGACUCAAAUUCAGGAGAUCCCAUCCAAGAUAUUGAUAAAAGAAUUCGAGCUCUCAAAAAGAAGAUUCGACUUACUGAAGCUCAAAAACAGAAAAUUGCAGAGCAGGACAUGAAGCCAGAACAGUUAGACAAGUUUUCAAAGCUUGAAGGUUGGUGUCAGGAACUAAAGCUUUUAGAGGAUAGAAAAGCUGAACUUACUUCAUCUUGAAUUAGGUUGUGUUAGAUAAAGCUUGAAAUAACCAUGUAGUUUUCUUUUCAUCUCCUUUUUAGAUUAUGGCUUUGUUUUUGGGAAAAGGGCAAAAAAAAAAAAGUUUCGUUUUUCUUUUGUGAAAAGAAAGUUCAUGUAUUCAUGCUUCAUUUUAAUUUAUGCGUUAUACAUUUUCAUGACUACGUGGGUUCAAUUCAAAUUUAAGACCUGUUUCCCUA